AUGACCGAAGUUUGUAUGCUUACCCGCUGGCACUUUACAGCUGACACUAUCAAACAGAUCAGAGUUCCUCAUCCAAAUUAUCCAGGUUACCGUCAGCUUGAGUACAAGGACAAGAUCAACAGCACCAUGGAUAACUUCGAAUUGGUCAUGGACUUUGGAAAUGCAAGUUUAAUCUUAAUUUAUUCGACGAGUUUUCCAGAAUAUUCAAGUGUUUGUUUAUGAUGACAGCUAUCGUUUGUUGUUCCAUGAAUUCGUGGCUCUUUAUCAUCAGAGUUCCUCUCAAUUAAUCCGCAUUCUUUGUGACCUUCAUCCUGAGAGAUUGAGACCUGAACAGCUUCUCUUUAUGGACAUGUUUUGUGAUGGAGACUUUGAGGAGGUUAAUGUACCUAAUGGCACAGUCAAGUUGAAUUCUAUAGUCUCUGUAGCAUUUCUCUCAGAAGAAGUGAGUUUGGCCGUUUAACUUCAAAUAUUGUUGAUGAUCGAUUUUACGAUUUUUUCUUAAUUGCAGGUUUCGAAUAGCACAAUCUCCUUGACGCCUUGUGUGGAUUUGCCUGAUUUUUUUUAUUCCGUUUCUUUGACCAACCUCUUGAGAGGGUCUAAAACUUCACGAGUUAUUGAGAAAAUGGAGGCUGGCUGUAAUCUGGCAGACCAAGAAAUUAAAGAGUUAGCCGAGCGCGUAUCUAAAAUACUUUCAGACUAUUAUUCCCGGUAAGAAGUCAUCGUAUGGAGACAGGGUGGUUCAGCAGGGGUUUCCAACAUUAUUUCAAGUAUUUCUCUGCCAAUAAUGCAUUCGAAAAUAUUCGAGUCUGUGGCUAAAUUUAACUUUUAUAAAUAACUGAAAAGGUUGAUGACAGUCAUCUGGUGAAUGUGGGCCUUCAUAUUUGGUGGGCAAAAAAUGGGGUGCCUCGGCUUUAAUUUGAUAUAAAUUUUAUAGAAAUUGGUGUGCAUUAUUGCCGGAGAAAUAAUUGAAAUAAAGUUGGAAGCUCCGGCUGAAACCCCCCUGUAUAAAAGGAAUUCAGACGGGUCCCAUUCAAGGCCGAGAUUGAAAUGUUCCUUCGUCAUCUAUUUGUUGGUCUUCCACAGAAGAGUGCCGUAUGUCUUCUAGAAAGGUUUUAGUGUUAAUUUAGGCAUCCAUCUCUGCUAAAAUUGUUCCAUUACUUAUCAACUUAUGCAGUAACCGUUUCUCAAUCCGCAGGGGUCGUUUUACUCGAUUGAUCAAUCACCAGGUCAGACUUAUGAAUCAACCAAUCAACGAUGGUCCCCGAAUAGUGUUCAGAAUUAUUGAUUGUGAUGGAACGUCAGAUAGAGUGGUUUCCUUCCACCGUCCUCUUCAUUACAAUCUCUUCAGAUGCUUGACUGUUGUUUGUACUGAGAUGGCCAGUUCAUUCGAAGCUAGUGAUAUUCAUCGGUUGGGCAUUUAUGAUAAUCAUCAGAUGAUUGAUCAACUCCCGGAUGCCCAAAUCCAACCACAACAAAAUGAAUUCUUUGUUCAAUUCAAACACGUAAGGGAAUUGUGGACAAUUAACGUUUUGUAGCCUCUUAUUCGGUGCGUUGUCUACGAUGAGAACUAUCAUGUGAUGGUGUCGACCUUCUUUCCAUUCACUGACCCUUCUGUGGAGGAAUUGUUGUUUCUGGUUCAGCUUAAAUCUGAAGGAAAAUUAGAUUUUGGAGAAAUGGUCAGAAUGGAUGCAGUCAAGGAUAACGACAGUGUUGAGGUGCUGGGAAGAAACGAAUUACCUAAGGGCUUCGAUUAUAUCUUCAUCCAAAUGAAGAGCAAAUCUCAGAAUAAGCGCGACAGUCAAGCGUCUUCUAGGAAAGGCGAUAGAAUUGAAGAAGAGGAAAAAAGACGGAAGUUCAUAAAGAACUUUUGGAAUGACCGUGUGGUUAUCAGCACUGUAGCCGAUCCAUAUAUGCACAAAGAAAAGGCGAUCACAGAAAUCAUCACUAAACCUGAGCCCGCUACUAAACCAAAGGGAUGGAAGAAUGUGGGUUAUGUGCCUUAUUUUCAUAUUAUUAUAGGUAUCAUCUGACAAAAAAUCAGCUAUGGUUAAUGCAGACCCUGAGAAUAAUAUCACCGUUUUCUGCAUCUCUCACGACCUGAUUCUUCUUGAGAAGUGUUUUUUUCCUGAGGCUAAGCGCGUGCAAGAACUGAAGAGGGAGUUAUGUUCAAAAUCGGGGUGUCCGGAGUCUAAAGUGAUUGAGGUUCGGUUGGCGGAAGAGCAGAACACAAAGGUGAAUCUUAGUCUGGUCUCGGAUGACACUUUGGUGGGUGUUGGAGAAGUUGUUGUUAUGCAGGUAUACGUUGGGGAUGUAAGUGAUCUGUAGGAUUGAUUAAAUGUCUGUUUAGUCGCAAUUCAUCGCUCAUUCGGAUGAUCUCUUACACGAGUUGCCACCACAUCUGAAAAACUCAAAGUUUCGUGAGGUUCUGGGUUCAAGGAUUACAGAAACGGAUUCCGAGGAAAUCAUAAAGGCAUUAGAAAGAGGACAGAGUUUAGAUAAGAAGAUGAAAACACAGAUGGUAAAGACAAUUGUGACCGAGAUUUCUAAUAUUGUCUUUGGGUAUGAUUUACAUCUCAAUAACUUUUCUUUUAGUCGGCGUCCAAGAACCAAGGAAUAUGAAUUACUUUUGGCUGCCAUUGCCAGAGAAUAUCCAAAAUUUGAUAAGGUAGCGAUGGCGAAAAAAAUUUUUUUAUGACGUAAUGUUUAGCAACAAUUGUUCGAAUACGAAGGUGCUGGAUGGGGUCAUCCCUUCCUCCACACUGGUAAUUCCAACUUCCAAAGUCGCCAGAAGUCGUAUUGCCGGAUAGUUCAAUUGCUCAUGAAUACGAAGAAGGCCGUCACUACACCUAAUGUCAGACGAAGCCGAGUUUACACUCCGAGAAAGCGGAAACCGCAACCAGAACGUAAGAGUUGGAAAUUGUCUGUUCAACGUUAUGUUAAUUGUUGUACCGGGUGAUCCAAGGAGUCCUUCCUAGUUUGUACUUAUAUGGAAUAAUUAUGGGUACCUUGAUAGAUUGGGUUAAACAACAGUCUUGUAAUCUUGAGCCCAAUUUUUCGGGGUUACAAAAUUAUUCUUUUUGCAAAUUUUUCGGACCGUUUGCUACACAAACGAUGUAAAUAGGACUUUAUGGACUUUUUUUCAGCUGAUAUGGCAUCUUUUUGUUUCUACGAAGCCGCUCAAGCACUCCUUAACAUUGUUGAUCGUGUCGUUCAAGAUGAAGAAAACGCUUUGCCGGCAGACUCGCUACCUCAAAAGAAAGCCGGGAAAGAAAGUUUGGGAUCCCAAGGUACCUCGAAAGAGCUUUACAAGUUCAACUAUUCUAAUCCAUCGCUACGUUGA
Messenger RNA from Bursaphelenchus xylophilus (pine wood nematode), 3340 nucleotides. The record is from the annotation of a GenBank genome assembly. Lineage: Eukaryota; Metazoa; Nematoda; Chromadorea; Rhabditida; Aphelenchoididae.